Messenger RNA from Ylistrum balloti, 2694 nucleotides. Its product is annotated as transcription initiation factor IIA subunit 2-like. Bases 47 to 370 code for a protein of 107 amino acids. Gene Ontology annotation, molecular function: TBP-class protein binding; RNA polymerase II general transcription initiation factor activity. Gene Ontology annotation, biological process: RNA polymerase II preinitiation complex assembly; transcription initiation at RNA polymerase II promoter. The record is from RefSeq and is a predicted model, not a curated record. Gene Ontology annotation, cellular component: transcription factor TFIIA complex. NCBI's taxonomy places the organism in Eukaryota, Metazoa, Mollusca, Bivalvia, Pectinida, Pectinidae. The transcript is spliced from 4 exons.
AGUGAUAUAUGGUUUCAUUCGAUUGUGUAUUCAGCGAAAAUCCAACAUGAGUUAUCAACUUUACCGAAACACCACACUGGGGCAUACACUACAGGAGAGUUUAGACGAACUCAUACAGUACGGGCAGAUAUCACCCCAGCUAGCCUUGAAGGUCCUGAUCCAGUUUGACAAGGCGAUCAACACUGCUCUAGCCAACCGUGUGAAGAACAGGAUCACGGUGAAGGGAAAAUUGAACACAUACAGAUUCUGUGACAAUGUGUGGACCUUUGUACUGAAUAACGUGGACUUCCGAGAAGUUCACGAAUUCGCCAAAGUUGACAAAGUCAAAAUUGUUGCCUGUGAUGGAAAGAGUGCUGCUGGAGAACACUGAAUGACUGCUGUGGAAAUCUGUACAAGUGGAUGGAAAGCUAGUGUAAUAGUUGUGACUGAAUCAAGUGUGUUAAAUGGAAACAGAGCUAUGAGUAUGCAGAAGGGAGGCUACUCUUGGUGUGAGUGAAGGGAGAUUAUUUUAAUGGUAAGAGUAUGAAUGAUUAUUAUGACAUCUAGGAGAAAUGUGAGGACAUGUGAAUGGAGAUCUGUGGGGAUAAGUGAAGGGAGGCCACUCAAAGUGCAAGUAAAAAAACUACUCUUGAUAGAGAGAAAUCAAGAUCAAUUGGUGCAAGAUGUUGUGAUGAAGUCAAAUUAGCGGAGUGAAAGCAGAAAUGAUUAUUUUCAAUUGUUUUCUAAACUUUCGAAGGCAAAAUGAAAACUGCACUCGGAUGUGUCGUGUUCAUUAUAGGCUGUAACAAUAGAUAGUACAAUACACUGAAGGAAUUGCUUUUGUUUGGUUUAACCCUUUAGGAACAAGAUAGGAUUCAAAUUUUCAAAAUCACAAGUUUAUAUUGUUGUAAGAUCCAUAUCUGGGUUUUACAUAUCUGGGUUUUAUAUAUCUGUGUUUUAUAUAUACUUGGCUCACAAUCAAGUAUCCACAUAAUUUGUGUUUGAGACCAGCCUGUUGAAAUAGUUUUCAAUUCAUUCAACAUUACUUGAGAUUGACCCUACAUCAUUGUGACCUGGUUGUUGAAUUUUUUUAAGAUGUGGUUCGUGAAAAAAAUCAAGAUAUUGUAGUUUAACAAUAGCUGUCAUGUUAUCAAAAUAUAAUCCUGGUAAAUGCUAAUUUUUUAUGUUGCUCGCAAUUGGUUAGAGAGAACUUCUCUAUAGCAUAUCUCAUUGAGCGUAACACUUUUAAACCAGAGAUCCAGGGUUCAAAUCAUAGCAGAAGCAUUGUAGUGAAUUCUGAUCUCUGUUACCAGAAGCAAAUCCUUAGAAUUGAUCUAUUUGAGUCUGUAUUUACUAAGGCCUUGUUAGGAAAUGAUGAUGUUCUUGAUCUCGUUUUAAUCAUGUUUGAAGUUUUCAUCGGCCUCUGAUUAACUCAGAACUUUUAUCAUUGAUGUACUUUAUCAUUGCUGGACUUCAAACAGGGGAAAAAAUGCUUUCUCUUAGAAUAGCAAUCGUUUCCUGGAUUCCAGAUAUGGUUUUUAAGUUACAAGUUUUUUCUAAAUGUUUCAUAGCUUUAAAGGAAAAGAAAAAAUGACAGUAUGUUAAAAAAUAAUGAUACAACGUACAUCCCAGAAAUGGCCACGAAAUUGGAACAAAUUUCUGAAAGAAUUUACAUGUGUUUGCCAUAAUUUGCAAAUAUUGUCAAUUCAAGAAAUUUUCUUGUAAUGUCUUUUUUUUCAAAUCUUCCAAUGAAUGAAUGUCCAAUCUUAAUCCAUUUGAUUCGGUAUAAGAUAUGGCACCAGAUGGAUGGAUGAAAGCUUCUGUCAGUUUUAUGUGUCAAGACCGUUACAGAAGAUAUCACUGAUCAUGUGUUUUAAGUGACUUCAGUAAAACAAAGGAUGUUUAGGUGAUUGUUGAUGUUAUUGUAUGUAUUCAGGGGUAAAGUUGUUCUCACUAAAAAUCAUGAUGUCGUUAAUUACAGUUCUGUAACAUAUAUUAAUGGGCUCAUUUUUCACGGUUUUUAUAAAAAAAUUACUAUUUCAAGAACACUUGAUUCUUUGAAUAGAUGUGGUUCAAUAAAUCUAUUUAUACUAAUUUAACAGUUCCUGGACUUCUGGAUUAUAAGUAGCAACAAAUUCUACACAUAUAAAUCCCCUCUGAUAAUAAUUGAUUUUACUAUAUUUAUACAAUGUUUUAUGUUAAGUUUAUCUUGGGUUUGUCAAUUCAUAAAGCACUUGUAAGUAUGGACAUUAGAACUCCAUGAUAUACUGUAUAUAUCUGGUACCUGAUAAUAAGCCAAUGUCUGGUAAUAAGCCCAUGUCUGGUAAAAUGUCAAUGUCUGGUAAUAAGCCCAUGUCUGGUAAUAAGCCUGUAUCUUGUAAUAAGUUCAUGUCUUGUAUAAAGGCAGUGUCUAGUAAUCAGAUCAAUAUUGUCUUGUAAUAAGCCCAUGUCUGGUAAUAAGCCCAUUCAUUAUAAUAGGAAACUUGUUUUAAUUAGAUACUUGUGGUAUUUAAUGAGGAAAAAGGAAGUAAAAAAGUCUGAAAUGUGAAUCUUUGAUGCUAUGUGAAACGUUUUGUGACAUUUAUGUAGUACUGUAUAACUGUAAAGUUUUGCUUUGUGGUAUUAAAGAUCUUUUUGGUGAAAUUUGAUCUAACAUUUAGGUCAGUUUUCUGACCUAUCACAUUGAUGUUGUAUCAAUAAAGUAAUUUAAUGUAA